Messenger RNA from Limulus polyphemus (Atlantic horseshoe crab), 580 nucleotides. Its product is annotated as caskin-1-like. The transcript is spliced from 3 exons. NCBI's taxonomy places the organism in Eukaryota, Metazoa, Arthropoda, Merostomata, Xiphosura, Limulidae. The record is from RefSeq and is a predicted model, not a curated record. Bases 294 to 563 code for a protein of 89 amino acids.
UUUUCGAUGAUCACUACUGACAGCACAAGGAAAGACAAACGCGGCUGGAAUGUUAUUUUUUUGUAGCUCUGGCAGAGUACGAAAGAAAAACAAACACUUUUGUAUGGUGAGAUAUUGAUUUCUAAAUUUGAGGUAAACCCAGGAAAAUGGACAAACUCUAACAUAUUACGAGAGACUGUUGCUUCUUGCUUUUCGGUCAGUGCAGGGAUUGAAGUACGGGAAACUAACAUUACUCUGUUGGCUUGUGCUCUGACUAUAAACGAUUCUUUGACGCGAAUAUAAGUUACAACUUGAUGUUAUCGGCAAUGACAAAAGAACAUGAACUUUUUCACGCUAUUAAAUCCGAAGACAUACCCGCAUUAUCCCGCAUUUUGGUGAAAUACAAAACUUCAAAGCACAAAUUGCUGGGCUCCAAUAAGAGAAGCAGUAUUAACAUUCAGGAUCCUGAUGGUUCUGUGCUGAUGAUGUGUUCCACACUGUUGGUUCGCUUUCCCGAAAUAAGCUUCAUUAUCCAAAUAAAUCAGAGGGGAAACAAGAUCUUUACUCAUAUGACAAGUCUGUAAAGAAUCAACAUGCUUUA